AUGUUCAAACUCGCCCCCUUCGUUAUCGUUUCAAUCUUUGCUUCCUUGGCCCAUGCGGGGAAGCGGGGUUUGGCCUGGCCCUACUACAACUCGCCUCUUGACCCCGGAGUUUUUAACAACGGCGAUGGCUCUGUGGUAGCAAUUUACGACUAUGAGACCUAUGCACCACCCUCGACGAACGGCGAUGGUGGACUUGGCUUUAUUGGAAUGCAGCGCUGCCUCGACUGCGAUUCAUCACCGGUUGCGCAGCUCGCGUCUCGCGCGGCGGCUCAGGGAUGGGCAACAGUUUUUCCCUUAAAUGAGCCAGAUCUUCCGAGUAGCGAUGCGGCCACCUCUCCAUCAGACGCUGCACAAUGGUAUCAAACCAACAUCAACCCUCUCAACAUCAAGAAGAGCCUUCCAGCGGUAACUUCAAGCGUAAAUGCAGGCGAGGGACUGGACUGGUUGAGCUCAAUGAUUUCUGCGUGCGCUGGCAACUGUCAGUACGACUAUAUCAACCUGCACUGGUAUGGCAACACCUUCGGGGAUUUCCAGUCAUAUGUGGAGCAAGCGCACAAUGAAUUCCCGAACACGAAUAUCGUCGUCACCGAAUUUGCCUUGCAGAAUCCUCCUGGCGGUCAGAACGAUCAGGUCGCCUUCUAUCAACAGGCGUUCCCCUUUCUCGACGGUCUUGACUACGUCACCCUCUACUUUCCAUUCGUAGCCACCAGCCCUAGCCUACUAAGCGCCAACGACCCGAACGCUGUCAGUACUGUUGGUACAGGGUCUUGUUUGUACACAGAUGCAGGUCAACCGAGUGCUGUAGGAAACCUGUUGUUCUAG
Molecule: messenger RNA, 822 nt
Organism: Peniophora sp. CBMAI 1063
Lineage: Eukaryota; Fungi; Basidiomycota; Agaricomycetes; Russulales; Peniophoraceae
Source: the annotation of a GenBank genome assembly